Molecule: messenger RNA, 2013 nt
Organism: Uncinocarpus reesii 1704
Lineage: Eukaryota; Fungi; Ascomycota; Eurotiomycetes; Onygenales; Onygenaceae
Exons: 1
Coding region: 1-2013 (670 amino acids)
Source: RefSeq, a predicted model, not a curated record
AUGCGUCUUCUUUUCCAAAAAGUCAUCAUCCAUAGCUCGUUGGCAUUCUCCAGCGCCGCGGUGGUGUCGCGGGCUGGGCUGCCGCUAGUUCAAGAUGUUGUCCCUGAAUGUUCAUUCCCGUGCUUGCAAAAGUUCAUAUCAACGAAUUAUCCGACGUCAGUUUGUGCCGACACAAAGGGUCUCGGCUGUCUGUGUACCCAGCGAUCGCUUGCGGGGUACACUAUUGGAGAGGCGGCGUUGCAAUGCGUCUUGACAUCCUGUCCCUCCCCUCAAGGUAAAGAACUGCAGGCCUACGGUUUAUGCGAGAGUGUUCACGCCGCUAUUCCCAACACGCACUCUAUACUUGCUGGCACAAUAACGGUCAGUCAAAUUGUUACUCCUUCACAUAUCCCGCCGAUGGAGACAUCGAGGAUGGGUGCUCCUCUUAGCUCCUCGAUGAAGAGUACCGCGCACGACACCACUGAUACCAAUUUUACGUCGACUACGUCGGCCACCCUAUCCAGAGAACCUACGCAAACAGUGCACACGAGUCGACAGGGGGACGUUGUAGUCGGCAGCUCUAUGCCCUCCGAACCUUAUCCCUCUCUACCACUAGAAACGAGAAAUGCCGCGUCGUCUGACUCCCUCUCUCCAAAUCAAAUAAUUGGAAUUUCCGUUGGGAGUGGUGCUGCGUGUCUAUUUGGGCUUGGAUUGUUACUCAUUUUCUUUUUACGCCGACGGAAGCGCCAGAAAAGCGAACGCCAGAAAAGCGAACCCUUCGAAAUCGGUGGGACAAUGGCCGAGCCGUCCCCUAGACCCUAUUAUUUCGAUAUGCCCCGAAUUCCAAGUACACCCAUUGGUGCUUAUAACCGCUCUACAUUUGAGCCUUUGACGUCUAUUCCUGGUUUAAGGCUCCAUCGUGCUUCUAGCAAGAGGUCUCGAACCCCUUCGGACCAACUUGAUCUGGAUGACAUAGAGCUAGAAAGCCCUUCGUCGAUGCGGACAGUCUCACGUCUACUUCCAGACAAACCCGAUUUUGAUCUCUAUGGACGUCUGCAUCCGAUAACUGAAAAAUUGGCGUCCGCCCGACCAUUAAGCGCUGUCACCAUUUUUGAAGAAGAUCCCGAUUAUCGAAAAUCAGGCUCAGAUGACAGGCGGUCAUGCGUGAGAAUGACCUAUGACUCGACAAGCCGAGCUGAUAUGAAUAACCAAUCUUUCAUUUCCCCGGUAACCGGCAACGUACAAGGUUCUGGACACUCCUAUUUAUCACCCGAGCUUACAACACAUCAAAAUCCCGUUCGAUCUAAUCCAUCUAGUGGGCGAUCUUCCGUGCUCAUGAACGGAACAGCACCGGCCCAGACUGGGAAGGAACACUUCAACGCCCGAGAAUCGUGCAUAAACGCGGGAUCUUCGUCAAGCGUAUACUCUAGUCCCCGACCUCAAAGCGGUGACCAUACGGAGCCCCGAAAUUCUGAUCAUUGGCCCCAUACAUCGGGCAUACGUGAUUCACGCGCAUCCUCAAUUACUAGCUUUGAAACAGUAGCAUCGGAUGACGAUAGGACGAACCCACCGAAACGAACCACGAAACAAUUGAGCCCCGUCAAGGAAAAUGCUUCCAGGUCUCCUACUCCGUCCAGUUACUUGCAAGUGCCUCCCCCUAUCAAUUAUUCUCGCUCGCUCCGUGGGAGAAACCAGUGGCACUCGAGAUCUGGGAGUGAUAGGGUUAAGUAUACCUACCGUACACCAGCUCCAGGUCACCCAGGAAAUAUUACAUUUGAACAAAACCCCUAUCAUUACCUUAAGAAGCCAGUACCAGCGGCAACUUCUAAUGGCACGAUGGAACCGAACGGAGGAAGCGCAGGCCGUUUUCCCCCAUCAGCUGGGUCUCGUGCAUACCAUUCACCGCCUCUUCAAGAGCCGUCACAGGGGCUCUCCGAUAUGGAUGGCGACCACAAAGGACGGCGAGGAAGCCUCUGGGAGCGAAAACUGGAUACGUCGGAAAGAGAGAUAAAACUUUCUUUGCGAACGACCUGA